CAAGAUCAUGCGGUUCAUGAAUCGAUGUACAGCCUUCACAUUGGACAUGGCGUCCGUCAGUGACCGUCUUCCACCACACACAGACCACACGGACAUCUGCACACUGCACACCUGCCCUACCACCCAAUUAGCCCCCAUCCAUCCAUGUGUGUGCUGCGGUGUCUGUCCACUCCACCCACGGUCAUCAAUCCAUCACUCCGUCCUCAUGAAUGACCCGUACAAGGUGAACCAGAUGAUGACCGCAAUGAGAAGCGCAACGCAUAUGUAGAGCAGUAUCUCGAACAGCUGGUACAGCCUCCUCCCCAGCGGGUUGCCCUCGUUGAUGAACUCCUCAUACUCCUCCACGCUGGCCUUGCCGCCGUGCCACGCCGUGCGGUACUUGACCACCACGUGCUUCUUCAGGUCCGCCAUCACAGGGAGGAAUAUGUCGUUCUUCUUGCCCGCCAGAGACACCUGGAAGUCCUCCAUCGACGUGACGCCCACACACUUGACCUUGCCCGUCUUGAUCAUGGGACCCAGGAUGGCGGCCACAGCCACCAGCCCGGCAUUCCUCUCCUUCUUGCCGCCAUCCGCAGAGAAGAAGACCUUCUGCAGGUCGUCGAUGAAGACGAUCGGCCCUCGGUAGACCACACCGGGCAUGACGUGGUCUGUGGCGUCACGGAGGGUCUUGCGGAUCUCUUCGGUGAGCUUCAGUCGCAUGUGCAUCUCUGUGGAUGGGUCACGCUUCAUCAGCUGGAUCAACACAUCGAUGUCCGAUGCGAAGCGGUCCAGGUCGAAGAUGACCACCUGACGACCUGAACACACACACACAGGGAGAUGACUACACACACACAGAGGAGAAAUGCCCGGCUCUGCUAGGCUCUUGCUGCCUACCGUUGAGCUGUUUGUGAGUGGUGCCUGACACCACCCUCUGUGUGAUGCUCUCCAUGAUCAGUCGGGCCACAAAUGCCGACCUCUCGGCGACUUGCUUGGUGCCGGGCGGCGCUUGUGGAACCAGCAGCGGCACCCUCUUGCUGCACACACACAUCCACACACACAUCCACAUCCACGUCAGCCGUUCCCUCUUGCUGCCGCUGCAGUGUGUGUGUGUGUGUGUGUGUGCGUGUGUGUGUGUGUCCGUACGUCUUGCAGAGUGUGUUGACGACCUUCUGGACCUCCUCCUCCCUGCCCUUGAGCAGCCGUCGUUUGUGGUCCCACUCCUUCAUCUCGUCGCGGGUGAGGCAGGUGGGGUACCUCGCGAUGGCCCAGAUCGUGAUGUCCGUGCAGUAGUUCCAAAACGCCAAAGGCGACCGCUCCGGCGGCUCGGGGGCAGGAACCACCUGCACACACACGCACACAUACGGAGAUCAACAAGAGAGCAGGUGCGACGUGACUGCAAGAAGGCAUCACUGCAUGCCGUCUGCCUCUGUAUCUCACCUCCGUGCCGUCUUCUCCCCUGCUGAGCGCGUCAUCUCGACUCUUUGCGAGUGCAUCUUGCUUGAUGAUCUUCAAGCUCCUGCCAUCGCCCUGCACCAGACCGGCAUCUGCUGGAGAGUGCCUCAAGGAUGGCGGCAGAGGGCUCUCGGAAGGCUUCUUGCCUUGCGUCGUGGACGAGAAAGGCCGCACUGGGCUCAGAGUGAUGGCUGGCGGGCAGGGGAGGGGAAGAAUGAAGGCCGACCGAGUGCAGGCACGGACCAGAGGCAUCCGCAUCGCCAUUUUUG
Vitrella brassicaformis is the source of this 1700-nucleotide messenger RNA. The record is from the annotation of a GenBank genome assembly. NCBI's taxonomy places the organism in Eukaryota, Vitrellaceae.